Pochonia chlamydosporia 170 is the source of this 252-nucleotide messenger RNA. RefSeq lists its product as hypothetical. NCBI's taxonomy places the organism in Eukaryota, Fungi, Ascomycota, Sordariomycetes, Hypocreales, Clavicipitaceae. The record is from RefSeq and is a predicted model, not a curated record. Bases 1 to 252 code for a protein of 83 amino acids. The transcript has a single exon.
AUGAGUGGAUGGGUGGAAGGGAGGAAGGGACGGGAUGAUGUUUGUUUAUAUACAUUUUGUGAAGAAUUUUUAAGAAAACCUUGGGUGAUUUUCUGUAUUUGUCACAAUUCGGACAAUUGUGGUGAGAUUCCUCCAUACUCGGCCGACGAAGAGAUGGCAUUCGGAGCCGUGCAACUCGGCCGUGAGGGACGCAAAAAUGGUGGGCGUCUUUUUGGAGAGUCGGCGCCGAUGUGGGGCUUUCGGGAGCGAUGA